Nothobranchius furzeri (turquoise killifish) is the source of this 1941-nucleotide messenger RNA. It is a transcript of the gene spon2b, whose product is annotated as spondin 2b, extracellular matrix protein. Lineage: Eukaryota; Metazoa; Chordata; Actinopteri; Cyprinodontiformes; Nothobranchiidae. The record is from RefSeq and is a predicted model, not a curated record. Gene Ontology annotation, cellular component: extracellular matrix. Gene Ontology annotation, biological process: cell adhesion.
UGCAACCAGCUAACGCAGACUCGUCCCAGAGUCUUUGAUUUCUGAGUUAAUUUAAACUUGAGAAAGCGCAUCUGCCGGAACGCUUCAUCAACGUGUACCGAGGUCAACUCUGGACUGGACCGUCAGCACACCUUCGUCUUCUCUGCCAGCCAAGGUGUGACCUGGAUAAACAUCCUCCGAGGUCCGGAUCUGAAAGAGGGUCCUGAGUACGACUUUCCCAUCCUCCACAUAUCUGACUCAGUCAUGGACACAACGAACACUCGUUCCUUCUCUGAGGCCGUAUGUCACCUACUUGCGUUGAUGUUGACAAUCAGUAGAGGCAUUCAUUCGAUGCCAGUGCCCACUGAUGUCCCUAUGUGCACAGCGUCUGAGACAGCCCACUACAGCCUAACGUUUACUGGAAAAUGGACUCAAGCAGCAUUUCCUAAGCAGUAUCCUGUCUACCGUCCACCUGCCCAGUGGUCCAAACUCAUUGGGGUGACCCACAGCUUCGACUACCACAUGUGGCAGAGUAAUGAAUUUGCCAGCAAUGGAGUAAGGGAGUUUGCGGAAAAAGGCGAGGCCUGGACACUCGUGAAGGAAGUGGAGACGGCCGGCGAACGCAUCCAGAGCGUUUAUGGGAUCUUCUCUGCUCCUGCUGCUGUGGGAGGCACGGGCCAUAUGAACACUGAGUUUGAGGUCUUUGCCAGACACUCGUAUCUGUCCUUUAUCGUACGGAUCGUUCCAAGUCCUGACUGGUUUGUGGGUGUGGACAGUGUUGACCUGUGUGAUGGUGACCGCUGGAAAGACAAAGUGAUACUGGAGCUUUUUCCAUAUGAUGCAGGAACUGACAGCGGGUUCACCUUCUCUUCCCCCAACUUUGAAACUAUCCCACAGGACAGAGUCUCACAGAUCACCUCCUCCUUCCCUAGUCACCCUGCCAACUCCUUUUUCUAUCCUCGCCUGAAACACUUACCACCCAUUGCCAAGGUCACGCUGACAAAAAUCAAGAAAACAAAUCAAAUCAUCAGUCUGCUGCUGGAGCCCACCCAGUCCAACCUUCUGCCAACAGGAAAUGAGAUCGAAGACAAGCUCAUAAAUACACCUCUGGACUGUGAGGUGUCAGCGUGGUCUCCUUGGGGAUUGUGCAAAGGCAAGUGUGGAGACUCAGGAGUGCAGCACCGCACACGGUAUGUUAUAAUGCAGCCAGCCAACAGUGGAGCAGCCUGCCCCCUGCUGGAGGAAGAAAGGAAGUGCUUCCCGGACAACUGUUUAUGACUAGGCCGGGACAGGAGGGAGAAGAAGGAGAGGAAGGACAGACGAAAGACAAAAGAGAGGAAAUCUAGAAAAGGACGGAAGGGACGAAGACGGUCUAAGAACAGUAAACGGUCCACUGUAUAUUGACAUAAGGCUUAAAAAGAAGAGAUUAAAUUGUGUUUCCUCUCACUGGCCUUACCCGAUCAACUGGUUUUAGCAGGAAGAGUGUGACCCUGUGAUAGAUUUCUCAUCUGAAGGGCAUUGGAUAGCUGUGCCAGUGCUGAACAGGUGUAGUUUUGCCAAACAGCAAUUUAGACACCACUUUAGUUCUGGCAUAUUAUCAAAUAAACUAGUGAAGAGCAAAGCAACUUUGAACAAAGCUGUUAUUAAAAUGCAACGCAGUUGGUUAUGUUUUAAUUUCUAAGGCUAAUAACUUUCAUUUUACCUAUCAUCAUCUUAAAUAUCAUCCACAUGCUGCCCCACCCGACUAACUGAGGUUGUUCUCCUCAAACAAAAAUACUAUAUUUAUUGACAGGAUGGUAACCUGUCAUGUACAGUAUGUAUAGUCCCAAAUGUGUACUCUUAUAUGUAAUUGAGGUAUUCGUUUAACAGGAGCAUAGGGUUUUGUGGAAAAAAUCUUUAGAAAUGUACAAAACAAAAUGUUUUAUGGAAGAAUUUAAUAAACUGUAAAUGUAUCAUUUUGAA